GAUCGAGUGAGGCGCACUAACCAGCCGGAUGCCUGCGGGUCCGCUCUGGCUUCAGUUGAAUGAGAGGCGCCGCGGCCGUAGGAACGUGUGUCGCCCUCGGGAACGCGUACUUCCCACCGUUGUUUGUGCGUCGAGCGAAAAACCUUUGAUCCAUCCUGUGUUGUUUGUUCCUGCGCCUCGCUGGGGCCCUGCAAGCACGCAGCUCGCGUUGUGGAGAAUGAGAAAAUCUGAAGAAGGGCCGACCGUCCUGCUUCUCGGACGCUGAGGAUUGCGCCGUGCGAGACGCGAGAAAAAGAGAAAGAGUGAGAGAGAGAGAGAUAGAGAGAAAGAGAUUAAUCGCGAGGCCACCACGAUAAAACGCGAUGGGACGACGAUAGCGUAGUUUCGCUCACGAAGUUCGAAGUUGUAUUGAUCAGCCGGAAUGGGGUCCGCAAUCUGGUGGCUGAUCGCUGCCGCGGUAAUCACGAUAACUGCAGCCCUCGAGGGACCGAACGUAUGCACCCGGCAGGACACAUACACGGUUACGGUGAAAGUGUCCGAGCAGAAGCCGUACACCGUGCGAGAGAACACGUGGUGCUUUAGCUUCCCACCGAGAUGUUCCAAAUACAAAGUAGUCUACCGAACGGUUUACAAGGAACAGGAAUUAACGAAACAAAGACCCGUGGAGGAAUGCUGCAAAGGCUACACCGAGACCACGAGCGGCGAUCGCUGCAUUCCGGUCUGCUCCGAGGACUGUCGCCACGGUACUUGCAUCGCGCCCGACGUCUGCAAGUGCGAGUCGGGAUACGGCGGCCCGUUAUGCGACUUCAGGUGCCCGUUGGGUAAAUGGGGCAGAGAUUGCGAGAUGGAUUGCAAGUGUCGGAACGGGGCCACGUGCGAUCCGUUCGACGGCAAGUGCAUGUGCACCAGGGGCUGGUCCGGCGUGUACUGCGAUCAAAAGUGUCUUCCUAAUAGCUACGGGCAGGACUGCGCCGAGAAGUGCCGUUGCAGAAACGGCGGGAGUUGCCAUCACAUCUCCGGCGAGUGCCAUUGUGCCCCGGGUUAUACCGGACCGUUAUGCGAUGACUUGUGUCCAGUGGGCAAGCACGGCGACGAAUGCAAGUCGGAGUGCCGUUGUCAGAACGGGGCAUCCUGCAACCCUAAGACCGGCGAAUGCCACUGCACACCCGGAUGGACGGGUUCAGUCUGCGCGAAUCGAUGUCCAGAGAAUUUCUGGGGCAAGAAUUGCUCUCAAACCUGCAACUGCUUUAACGGAGCCGGUUGCAACCACAUCACGGGCGAGUGCGAGUGUAAACCGGGCUUCUACAGCGACAAAUGCCUGAAGAUCUGUCCCGAAGGCACGUUUGGGCUGAACUGCACGAAGAAUUGCACCUGUGAAAAUGGUGCCACAUGCAAUCCCAUUAACGGUAGCUGCAUAUGCAGUCCAGGUUGGGUGGGUAAAACGUGUAGCCAACGAGCCUGCCAGGAUGGUGUGUACGGUCCUGACUGCACAAAAGUUUGCGAGUGCGAGGAUGAUAAUACGGAACUGUGCCAUCCCUGGACCGGGCACUGUUCCUGUAAAAUGGGAUGGGACGGCGAGACCUGCGCCAGGCCGUGUCCCUUCUACACGUUCGGCAAGGAUUGCCAGAACCGCUGCGACUGCAAGAACAACGCGCAGUGUUCGCCGAUCGACGGCACUUGCAUCUGCGCGGCCGGGUAUCGCGGAAAGGAUUGCGGCGAGCUGUGCCCCGCGAACACCUUCGGGGAGGAUUGCGCGCAGAAGUGUGCCUGCAAGAACGGAGCCAAUUGCUCACCUGAGAAUGGACGUUGCAACUGCACGGCUGGAUGGGCCGGCGUCUUGUGCGAUCGUCCGUGCGACGACAAGUCCUAUGGCAAGGACUGCGAGGGCAAAUGCAAGUGCUUUAACAAUGCGGCCUGUAAUCCACAAAAUGGCACGUGCACGUGUGCGGCUGGCUUCAUCGGCACACUGUGUCAGGAUCGUUGUAAAAAGGGCUUCUUUGGAAACGGAUGCAAUCAGACUUGCGACUGUGUCGAGGAGAACACCAUGGAUUGUGACUCAACUACUGGCUAUUGCAAUUGCAAGCCGGAAUGGCGAGGAAUACGAUGCGAAACAAAGUGUCCGGAAGGUCUUUACGGGGAGGAUUGUCACUCGCAUUGCGAAUGCAUGAACAAUAGUUCGUGUGAUCCCACAACCGGAAGUUGCGUCUGCGCCAGGGGUUGGGAAGGCCCCGACUGUUCGCAACCCUGCAAGGAAGGAUUGUACGGCUUGGGAUGCAAAGAAAAGUGUCCAGAGAAAAUAAACGGGAACAUGACCUGCGAUCACGUCACCGGUCAGUACGUAUGCCGUCCGGGGUACCUGGGUCUUACCUGCGAACAUCCGUGUCCGCCCAAUCGUUACGGGCUAAACUGCGCGAAUCACUGUCAUUGUAAAAACGGCGGGGAAUGUCAUCACGUAACAGGUGUAUGCCAGUGCCGACCUGGCUGGCAAGGCGAAUAUUGUCAAACACCUUGCGCGGAGGGCACGUACGGGGUGAAUUGCACGCAGCAUUGUAAGUGUCAGAACGGCGGCAAGUGCAGAUCCAACGAUGGCCAUUGUCGAUGUCCAUCGGGAUGGACCGGAACCAGAUGUACCGAGAUUUGUCCCGAGGGAUAUUACGGUGAUCAUUGCAUGGAGCCUUGUGAAUGUAAAAACGACUUUUUUAUGUGCCAUCCAGCCGAGGGUUGUAUUUGUAGACAUGGAUAUGCAGGUGAGAAUUGUGACGAGCAACUAUUCUCCCGUAAUAUCCAAGAGAAAGAAGACGGAGGAUACGGGCAUAUCGUAGGAGUCGUAUUUGCGACUUUGAUUAUAGUUGGAGUUUUGUUGGCGGCGUGGAUGUACCAUCGUCGCAGAGUGGCUGAUCUCAAGAGCGAGAUAGCUCAAGUGCAAUACACAGCCGAACCUGUGUCACCGCCGGAACGAAAUCAAUUCGACAAUCCGGUGUAUGCGUAUCAAGGUUCCUCAAAGUUCGACGACGCCACUACUUUGCUGAACAACUUCCAGUUCCGGAAUAAUUUCCAUAAGAACAUAAACACCGAGAAGGCGAAACUCGGUCUAGGUAGAUGUUCCGACGACGAAGACGAUUGCAAAGGAGCGUACGGAUUGCAAUACGACUUGAAGAACAGGGACGCCGAUAUGGGAAAUCCAAAUUUAAAUGUAUAUCACAGCAUCGACGAGAUGGACGGGAAGAAAGUCGAGCACGUCUACGACGAGAUUAAGCAGAACAAUGAGUCGGAAUACGACGAACUGAAUCAGCCGCGGCCAGUGAGUUGGAACAUAAAGCCACAGGCGAGUCGGACGGCCAACGGCUUUUUGCCUAAAUCGCGCGACACUCCAGGGCCUAGUAAAGCGGUAGACAAGGAUCCGGAGUUGGGUGAAACCUAAAAAAAAAAAAAUUCCACGCAGCGUUCCUCGUUUUUUAACUGCCUAAGUUUGGGGUAGAAUGAGCUUUAUUUACGGUUGGUCUGAAGACUCUGUCUCUUUUUUUUAAGGAGCAAGUCUGUGGUAUUACUUUUAUCAUUUAAGCAAAUUUCUUAUAAUAUGUAAACCUUUACAACGUAAUUAUGGUUAAUCAUGAAAUUUGUUUUACGUAAAAGUUAUUUAUGUUGAAUAUGCAAAAGUUUAGUCUUUUUUUUAAAUUUUAUCCAUUUUAUGUUGUCAUUUUGAAACUGUUGCCUGGUCAAUGUCUAGAUAGUCCGUAAGCUCUUACGUUUGUGAUACGUUUUUAUUUAACGGCACUUCUACACUGACUUCCAAUUGUCAUGACGUUCCAGAGUGUAAUCAGUUACGUCAUAAUUACCAUUUUUAAAACGAUGAAAUCAGCAUUUGCACGUAUUAUAGGGCACAUCGUAUCUUCAUCAAAAACAGAACAAAUUGAUUUACAUGAUUUAACAGAAUUAUUUUUCUUACUGGAACUUAUAUCGAAUAAAGUAUCGAACAUAAAAUGUUUUGUCACUCAUCGUGUUCACUAUUGUUUGGUAAAGUUACGUGCAUUAUUAAAUUAUAAAAUAUAGCAUUUCAGAUAGUUCAGUCUUAUAAAUAUAUACGGGAAACUAUUUGAAUUUAAAAUAAUUAUAUCAGAAAGCUAAAAAAAGAAUUAAAACGUUUGCAUACCUCUAAUUUGUUGGAUAUUUUAUGUGUAUAGAAUCUAUUCGUGCGUUUAUCAUGCCUUUGUUUGGCAAAAUACGGCAGUAUUAAAACGAAAAUAUUUGUCUUUUUCGAGACAGAAAAAUCUAAUGGUAAAAUAACACAAUACUUUUUUCCGGCAUCCCCUUUUUAUUAAUAGCUUUUCAUCCUUGAGAUAUUGUCGAUCUCUUUCAUCUUCUCACGGAUCAUCUAAUUAAUGAGAUGAUGAACGUCUCUGUAUAUAUAAACGUAUAUUCUUUUUAAGUAUAGUUUUAAUUAAAUUAUUAUAUAUCUAUUUGAUAUAUGCGCAUAUGUUGCCAAAACGGGCAUAAGUAGAUUAAGAAGUCGGUGAUGAUAAACAGAUGAUAAGAAAUCAAAUCAUGAAUGGAGUUUGAAUAUACAAAGAUCUUAUACGUAGAAGAGAUCCUUUACAUAUCAACAUUUUCUUCAUUUAUAUAAUUAUCAAUAUCGCAAUGGUUAUUCAAGCAUUUAGAUUCUAAUAACUGUUAAUUUUGACGUAUAUAUAUAUAUAUAAUUUAAUGCAUCUUAAAAUAGGAUUAUGCCCAAACAGCGUUAAAUAUUCAUAAAAUGUUCAUUUUGUAUUUCAAAUGUUUUGCAUAUAAGCUGAUACAAAUAAAAUACGUUUAAUAACCGUGUCAAAAAUCAACUUUAAACGUUUGAAAAGAUAAAUUUAAUACAUUUAUUAAACUGUUAAUGAACGUUAUAAAAACGUUUUUACUAUCUUGUGAUACCAUUUUUAUAUGAAACAUUUUGACGAUUUAACAAAUAUUAAAUAGAUGUUUAAAACGUUUAAUAAACGUUUUUAUAAAUUUCUUUAUACUAAUGUAUCGUCUUUAAACGUUCAUUAAAUAAUUAAUGUGAUCUGCUCGGGACGGAAUAGUAGAAGAAUAUUUACAAAAUAUUCAAAUGUUAAUGAAAUGUUCCGAGCGAUACGCGUCUCCACUACUAUUAGAUAUAUGCGGCAGAAUUCUAUAUCUGGUAAAUAAAAAUUAUAUAUACAGGAUGGGUAAGUUACUUUUUAAAAAUAACUUGUUACUGUUAUUUGUUACUUAAAAAAUACAUUCUAUAAGUAUUUCAAAAUAUACCGAAAUGUUCUUGGAAUUAUGUACUUGAAAUUUUAUGAAUAUUUUAGGAAUAUUUAGCAUUAGCUGGGUACGAGUUUAUGCAAACAAAUGCAAUUUAAAUGCAAUGAAUUAACCAAUUUAUUGCAUUAAAAUGUCAUGCGCACAUAGAACUUAUACUAAUGGAAGAGGAAUAGCGUAUACCGUCCGUAUGCCGAAACUGUGUCCAACAUCUGUGCGACAAAGAUAGAACAUGACUUGAUUUGAAAUGAAACAGAACUAGUUUUCUGUCUCACUUCUUGGACACACUUGUACGGGUUCUUUUCCCCUUCCAUUAGUAUAAAUUCUAUGCAUGCGCAAUAAAUUCGAUGACUACGAAUGUGACAUAUUUUUAUGAUACGUAUGUGAAAGAAAAGUAGGCAGUCUUAAUGAUCAUUAUUUUAUUUUACUUAGCCGUAAUACGAUAACUGAUUAUCAAUUAGAUUUAAUCAGAAGACGUGCAUAUAAAUUUUAAAUUUUUUAUGUUACGCUUCUCAAGGGAAAAUAGCGUGCAAGAUGCCACGGGAUAUCCGUUCAUUCCGUUUAUCUUGCAAUUAUCUUGUGAUAUAUAUUUCUAUCUAUUUUUUGGUGUAUCCAAAAUAAAAACGCAUAUUAGAUGUAUACUGAUAACGUAUAACUGAUAUUUAGAUUGAGAAAUACGAUCGUGUGUAUUCUAAGCCUACAAGAAGAUAUUCGCAGGAUAUAAAUAUAAAUAAUAGAAUAAAUAUGUCAAUAAAGUAAGACAGUGAUCAGUGUGAUAAUACCAUGAUGUGCAUUGUUAAUAAUGUCGACGAUUAAGAAAGAUAUUUUAAUAAAGGUUUCACUACACUUUAUUGUGAUCACGCACGUAUAAACAAUCGUGUAAUAUAGAAAUACUCGUUCGACCGUUCCUCCAUUCAGAUUAUAAGAAACGCAAAAUCCGGCGAUGACUUUGUCGCGUGCGAUAUAUUGCCUUACAUUCUUGACAAUCCAAAGUCAGCUGUGUAAUUCACGGAUCGACAUGAAGGACAUCAAGUAAUCACUUAUUUUCAGUUUAUACACCUCGCAUUACACGGAGCAUCACACGGAGUAUCUACUUUCACGAUUCGUAAGAUAUUUCUUCUACUGUUUAAAGGUGUUUAAGGAAUUAAUCGUUGUAUUAAAAAAAGACGAGUUUUAUUUUAAGAUAUUAAGAAAUGUUUUAUAUCCGUUUUUUAAAUACUUAAAGAAAUGUUUUUUGUUUUAAACGGUGUUUCGAUUUAAAACACUAAAACGUUUAAAAGUAAAAUCUUUUGCAGCUUUAAACAUUUUCAAGUAUUUAAGAAACGGAGACGGAAAUGAAAACAUUUUAAUAUGCUAAAUUAAACACUUGUUUUAUAAGCGGCAAUUUUUAUUAUCGAUGUUAACGAUCUGUAAAUAUUUCCGCGAUGGGUUUUGUAAUGAUUUUUGUUAACCCUCUCUGAGCCUACGUGCUCGUACGAUUUCCCAAACGGGCGGCACGAUCCAGUAGCAUCCCCCGAGGAACUGCAACAACGCGACCACGCGAAGACACGCGUUUUCACCUGCAAUCGUCAAAUUAAAAAUGAUAAAUAUCUUUGGUCGCGAAUUUAUCUUUGUUACUGUCACGUUAAGCGCAUUAGACCAAAAAAGCGAAAUUGAUAAAUCUCUGUAAAAUUGUAAGAAGGAAGGAGAGCUCGAAUAAAGAUUGAUGUUACGAGA
Molecule: messenger RNA, 6981 nt
Organism: Monomorium pharaonis (pharaoh ant)
Lineage: Eukaryota; Metazoa; Arthropoda; Insecta; Hymenoptera; Formicidae
Gene: drpr
Product: protein draper
Exons: 18
Coding region: 422-3421 (999 amino acids)
Molecular function (GO): protein binding; scavenger receptor activity
Source: RefSeq, a predicted model, not a curated record